Molecule: messenger RNA, 1656 nt
Organism: Phaeoacremonium minimum UCRPA7
Lineage: Eukaryota; Fungi; Ascomycota; Sordariomycetes; Togniniales; Togniniaceae
Product: putative high-affinity glucose protein
Exons: 2
Coding region: 1-1656 (551 amino acids)
Biological process (GO): carbohydrate transport; transmembrane transport
Cellular component (GO): membrane
Molecular function (GO): carbohydrate:proton symporter activity
Source: RefSeq, a predicted model, not a curated record
AUGACUUCAGACUUGAAGAUCAACCAAGGUGCUCCCGCGCCCGAGGAGAGUGUCCUUGCCUCUUCCGAGCAUGAGGAAGGCGCCGCCAAGAUACUGCCCCAAGACGCCUUCGCUGAGGAUGUCGCGUAUGGACAAGACGGCCUUCGUGGUCUGCUGGGUAGCUCGUACGUGUUCGGCGCUGCCUUUCUAGCCUCCCUCGGCGGCUUCUCCUUCGGCUACGACCAAGGAGUCAUCUCCAUCAUCAACGUGAUGGACCAGUUCCACAGCGCCUUCCCCCGGACGGAGACGGCUUUCGGUACCAGCUUCAUGACGGCAAUGCUUUUGCUUGGCGCUUUCAUUGGCUGUCUGUUCAUGCCGUACAUGGCGGACAAGAUAUCGCGGAAGCGGGCCCUGACAGUUGUGGUUAUCAUAUUCGAUAUCGGCGCCAUCAUGCAGACCGCCGCCACCAGCUACGGCGUACUAGUUGCUGGGAGAGCCAUCGGAGGCAUUGGAGUCGGCACCCUUGCAAUGGGCGCGCCGCUGUACAUCUCCGAGAUCUCUCCGCCGAAUCUCCGAGGAACUCUUCUCGUCUUGGAGUCUAUCUCCAUCGUAUCUGGAGUCGUCAUUUCCUUCUGGAUUACGUAUGGCACGAGAUACAUUGACAGCGAAGUCUCUUUUAGGCUUCCCCUCGGACUGCAGAUGGUCUGCGCCACGAUUCUGGGCGUUUGCAUCCAUUUCUUUCCUUAUUCUCCCCGAUGGCUCGCCCUCGUCGGCCGCAACGAUGAAUGCAUGACCAGCCUGUGUAAACUACGAGGACUACCUCCAACCGACGCCCGCGUACAGAAGGAGUUCAAGGGUAUUGUAGCAGAAGUCGAGUUUAACAAAGUCAUACUAGCCGAAGCACACCCCGGUGCCGGCGGAAUUAAGCUCGAAGUGCUCUCAUGGAUUGAGCUUUUCGAACCAAAGAUGCUGCGUAGAACUGCCGUGGCAUGCGGUGUAUGCUUUUUCCAGCAGUUCUCUGGUAUCAACGCGUUCAUUUACUACGCACCCACCUUGUUCCGAUCUAUUGGACAGUCGGACGAGAUGUCACUCGUUCUAUCGGGUGUUUUUAACAUCCUGCAACUCGUGGCUGUUGCCAUUUGCUUCGUUGUUAUAGACAAGCUUGGCCGAAGGCCUCUGGCUAUUCUCGGAGCGUUCGGGUCCUGCGUCUGCUACACCAUCAUUGCUGCCCUGGAUGGCGUCUACUCGAAGAACUGGUCGUCCAACACGUCCGCUGGUUGGGCAUGCGUGGCGAUGGCUUUCUGUUUUAUCAUGACUUACGGCGUCUCAUACUCGCCCCUGGGCUGGUGCUUACCCGCAGAGGUCUACCCUAAUUCUAAGCGUGCGAAGGGCGUGGCCCUGGCCAUCUGUGUCAACUGGCUCUCAAACUUUACCGUUGGUAUCACAACCCCGCCCAUGCUUGAGAACAUUGGCUACAAGACAUACGUCUUUUUCGCCAUUAUGUGUGGAGUCGCUGGUGUUUGGGCCUUGCUCUUAGUCCCGGAAACCAAGGGCAAGACGUUGGAAGACCUAGACGUCAUGUUCGGAGACACCAGCGGGCAGAACGAGAAGGAGAUCAUGAGGGUUGCUGUUAUUGCCGCCGAGCGGGUUCUUGCCAACCAGCAGGCGCAGGUUUAA